AUGGUCUCGAGCUGCGGUGUGCUGGCCAUCCUUCGUUCCUCCGUCGUUCACCUCGCCAUCGAUCCUACGGACUCACAUCACAGGCACCCCUGUUGGUGACUCGGACACCGCGCUUGCGAUAGUCAUCACGAGGAUCAUGUUUGACCUUCCCCCCGAGCUAUGGGUCAAAGUCUUUCGCCUCACGUCGUCGAGUCAAGUCGGCAAAGACCCGCGCGGGUAUCCGUCUCUUCGCGGAAAACCGGACACCACCAAGCUUUCCAUAAUUCAAGUAUCACGGCGCUUUCAUGACCUGGGUCUCCAGGCCUUGUACGAGACCGUCGUACUCACUCGCGACAUGAUCCGCCAGCCUGACGGAUCGCACGAGCUGCGCCUCACCCAGCGUGGUCUGAGGCUGCUCGACGCUCUUGAACGCAACGUUGACCGCCGGGAAUGGGUACGGGAAAUCUAUGUCCGCGGUCCCGGGCGGUCCUUCGAAGGCGACAUCAUCGAUUACGCUUGCCAUGAUAUUGCCAAGUUCAUUCAAUACUGCGCCCGGUUGCGCACCCUCGUGCUGUUCUAUCAUAGUGUGCUACCCGCUUCCUUGACGACCAUCCUCGGAGCGAUCUGCUCCGUCCCAAGCCUUGAGCUGAGGCGUCUUUACCUCAAUGCUCGUCCGCACGUACGGGACACGGUAGCUGUUCUCCAACAUUGUCGGAACCUGAAUGCAUUGUCCAUCACGGAAUCUGUAGAUACCUUAUCCACGGGGGAAGCAGCAAACGUUUUGUCCCUUCCAAGGCUCAAGAGCUUAGCUUUCGGAACGGUCGAGCUGUGGGACCUCAACGAAGUGACCAAUGAUCACUUCAGAAUCUUCACGCACGCUGAUAUGCCGUCCCUGUGCCACCUCGAUGCGGAGGUCGAACGGGUGCAGCUUGCGAGCUUGGAAACCUUCUUUGCUUCCAUAUCGCCCCGAAUCACGUCCAUCACGGCCUCAGUUAACACCGGGAUGAGGCUGGACACGUUCUUCGAGGACUUUAUUAGCAAUUUCCCGUACCUCCGGGA
This is a messenger RNA of Punctularia strigosozonata HHB-11173 SS5, 1038 nucleotides long. RefSeq lists its product as uncharacterized. The annotation marks the transcript as partial. Lineage: Eukaryota; Fungi; Basidiomycota; Agaricomycetes; Corticiales; Punctulariaceae. The record is from RefSeq and is a predicted model, not a curated record. The transcript is spliced from 2 exons.